GAAAGCGACAGCACAUCCCUGACACGGUCCCACAAGCAUGAAUGCCUUUUUCCCACGCCCAUUCAAUUACCUCAGAAGCUCUCUGAUACCCUCGGUAUCACACUCUUGGAUCUCUGCGCGCUGCCCGAGUGCGACAAGAAGGAUGAGCUCAGUAACACAAUCACAACCCGUGCGACCUCGGCGGUUCGCCCCGCUGAACCCGGAGAAGAAGGUGCAGGGCGACGAUCGACCGGUAUUGAAAGGCAUAGUUUUUGAUGUUGAUGGGACGUUGUGUUUACCACAAACUUACAUGUUCCAAGAAAUGAGAGCGGCCUUGGGUAUCACCAAAAGCGUAGACAUCCUCGAUCACAUCUACUCGCUUCCGGCGGCCGAGCAGGAAGAUGCCCAGGAAAAGAUACGCGCCAUCGAGCGCGCAGCAAUGAAGAGUCAGAAGCCGCAAGCCGGGCUCGUCGAACUUAUGGAUUAUCUGGAUUCAAGAAACAUCAAGAAAGGGAUUUGUACGCGGAACUUCGAUGCGCCAGUUGAGCACCUGCUUAAUACGUUCCUUCCAUCGUCCAAAUUCCAUCCCAUCAUUACCCGAGAGUUCAGACCGCCAAAACCCGAUCCUGCCGGCAUCUUGCACAUUGCCAAAGAUUGGAUGCAUGAAGAUGGGAGCUUUUUAAUUAUGGUAGGUGACAGUGUAGACGACUGUACGGCUGGAUAUCGCGCGGGUGCAGCAACAGUGUUACUUGUUAAUGAUGUGAACAAGCACCUCGUCGAGCAUCAGCAUACGGAUCUUGUCGUCAAGCAGCUUGACGACCUGAUUGAAAUUCUGGAGAACGGCUUUGAGGGGAGGGUUGAAGCGAAUGUGUAAGACGCGGAAAGCAAAAGGCUGAUAGAAGAGAUUAUUGCGUGCAUCAACAAUGCAUCUUGUAUGAAGGUAUCGCGCGUGAUAAUUGCUCGAUUUGUGUUCGCGCGUGUAACAUCUUUUCAUGCAAGCACACACAUAGAAGCCCGCUGUAUUUAAUACACACACAUGUAUA
Messenger RNA from Dothidotthia symphoricarpi CBS 119687, 1022 nucleotides. RefSeq names its product HAD-like protein. Lineage: Eukaryota; Fungi; Ascomycota; Dothideomycetes; Pleosporales; Dothidotthiaceae. The record is from RefSeq and is a predicted model, not a curated record. The transcript has 3 exons. The coding region runs from base 302 to 853 and encodes 183 amino acids.